CACAUGCUUGCCUUGGAUGUAUGUCUGCUUUCACCAAAUAAAAGGAGCUGUAAGGGAAGUCAGGUUCGGAGUCGGCUGAGUUCGGGUGAAGGGCUUACAACUCUAAGACCCUGACCGGGCUUCCCUUGCCAGCAAGUAAAAGACACAAGCACUGUGGUCUUGCUUUGGUCACAAGGAUCGGUCUCUGAGACAGUGAGGUCUGUGAGUUUAGAUCUAACACAAAUCAUAUUCUGGAGCUUUAUAACUAAGGGUCAGUUCAGCAGAGGACUAACACACUCUUCACUCAGCCUGAUGGAUGUGCUUUGGAUGAUUGUCCUCACUGUUGGUCUGCUUGGCUCACAUUGUGAGGGCGCUAUAUCCUGUAAAAAUGAAAAUGGUUUUGAUGUAGACUGGUUUAUUUUGUACAAGAACAAGUCUGGGUUUGAUUAUGUUUACAUUGAUUCAACCAACCAGAACCUUAAAAAGAAUAACAAGCUCGUCAACAACCAAGCUGGUGUCCUGGCAAAUACCCUGAAUCCCUACUUUGAAAAAAAUAAGCAGUCACCACAUUUUGGAUUCAUUGCAUACAAUGAUCAAACACCAAGUUGUAAUGCACUAAAAGAAUAUGGCCACAGCAAAGGAGUUGUGAUGAUGGAUGAGGAUAAUGUAGUCUGGCUUUUACACAGCACACCAAAAUUCCCCGCAGGAGAUGAAAGCAAUAAUUUCUAUCCUGACACUGGGGAAAAGUACGCACAGAUAUUUAUGUGUGUAACACUGAAAUCUGCACAGUCUGCACAAAUAGCUCAGCAUCUUAAAGAUAUCAAUGCUUAUAUAUUUAAAGAGCACAAUCGGGGAAAACUCAAAGAUUCUUCCACCGCACCACAACCGCUUCCCUACCAUGAAAACUUGAAGUCAGCCGGUGGUUCGCAGUUUAAACGCUUUGUUAAACAAGUCUCAAAGGAAAGGGAUCCUAAAGAAGGAGAUCUUUAUGUCACCAUUGCUAACACACUACAGAGCAAUUUGUACAUCCAGACCUGGCGCAGCGAACCCAAAGAUCCUAAAAAACGUCCGCUUUCUGAAACUGAAAAAAAAAAACUAGUCACCAUCACGUCAGUAAAAACUGCUGCAGGUGAAUGGAAACAUGGAUGUGAUCAUUCCAAAUGGUGUGUUUCUGACAGUGAAAAUUGGAUGUGUGUUGGUGACUCAAACAGAGAACCAUCCCAGUUCGAAAGGCCUGGUGGUGCACUGUGCAUUAAUAACCCAUCUGUGGCAGAAGCAUUUAGGCAAAUUAUAAACAGUUCUGUCCCUGACGCUGAUAGUGUCAGUGCCACUGAGUGUGACCCUGGUCCCCCUAAAAGACCAAGAGUAGAUAGUACAGGUUAACUGCAGCAGACAACCGUCUCCGUCUUGUUUUCUAUCUACGUUCACCAGUUUCAUAUUUAUUGUAAAUUCAUUUCAGAUUUUAUCAAAGUGAAGCUGACUUGAAUCUGGUGCUGACAUCGUCACUCUUGUCACUGUUAUCUAAUGUUUCUGUGAACGAUAUGAAAUUAAAAACAUUUGAUGGAUA
This is a messenger RNA of Oreochromis aureus, 1546 nucleotides long. RefSeq names its product deoxyribonuclease-2-beta-like. The record is from RefSeq and is a predicted model, not a curated record. Gene Ontology annotation, biological process: apoptotic DNA fragmentation. The transcript has 7 exons. Bases 292 to 1362 code for a protein of 356 amino acids. Lineage: Eukaryota; Metazoa; Chordata; Actinopteri; Cichliformes; Cichlidae. Gene Ontology annotation, molecular function: deoxyribonuclease II activity.